This is a messenger RNA of Aspergillus tanneri, 1455 nucleotides long. RefSeq names its product pex2/pex10/pex12 family protein (gene PEX2). Lineage: Eukaryota; Fungi; Ascomycota; Eurotiomycetes; Eurotiales; Aspergillaceae. Gene Ontology annotation, biological process: protein import into peroxisome matrix. The record is from RefSeq and is a predicted model, not a curated record. The transcript has 3 exons. Gene Ontology annotation, molecular function: zinc ion binding. Gene Ontology annotation, cellular component: peroxisomal membrane. The coding region runs from base 1 to 1455 and encodes 484 amino acids.
AUGAGUUCGACGAACUUUGCCGCUGCCCAGCAACGGGUUCUUGAACGCCGCCGUCUUCGUGAGGCGGAAGCUCGCGCCAGACUUGCGGAACAACGCCAGGCGUCCCCAAUUAACCACCCCGCCCUUCAACGACUUCCUUAUCCAUUAUGCAGCCUACCGCAGAGUGGUCUAUCGCUAUGGAAUGCAAUCAAGGGUCGCGAGGGUAUAAGGCCCGCCUUUCGUGUCGGGCAAGUUGAUGCCGAAUUGUUGGAUGAGGAAUUGCUGGGGUUGCUUAAAGGACAGGUCGGGGAAGCCUUGAAAUACUUUGGACCUCAAGCACGGGAAGACUGGUCUCAUGAAGUCCAGUUUGCUCUCCGCGCAAUUCUAUUUAAGCUCUCGAUCUGGGAUCACGAUGCUUCCUACGGUGCAGCGUUGCAAAAUUUGCGAUACAUUGAUAGUCGCAGCAAGGGCCCGGUUCACUCCACCCCAACAAAAUUGCAAAAGUCUCUGUAUGGCUUGCUCACCGUUGGCGGUCGCUACGCUUGGGAUAAAUGGGAAAGCUGGCUCGUCAACCAAGAAGGUGGUUACGAAGAACCAUCACAGGAAGUGCGUGUUCUGGCACGCGUAACGGACCUUGUUUCCACAACACACUCAAUCGCAGCUUUUAUCUCCUUCUGUGUAUUCCUAGUCAACGGUCGAUAUCGAACAUUAGUAGACCGAAUCCUUCGUAUUCGUCUUACCCCUCCUUCUGCACAAGCUAGUCGUGAAGUAUCAUUCGAAUACCUGAAUCGGCAGCUUGUAUGGCACGCCUUCACGGAAUUCCUCCUUUUCCUGCUACCACUUGUGGGAAUUAAUCGGUGGCGACGAUGGAUUUCCAGAGUUUGGCGAAAAACAAUGUCGACCCUGAAAUCAAACGGUGAUGAUGUGGAGCAAACCGAGAAACACGGAGAGCUAGCAUUUCUCCCAGAGAGGACCUGUGCAAUAUGCUAUAAAGACAGCAACCCGGCCGCCGCGAUGGAAAAUGAGGCGAUGACUGCAUCGGCUUCGUCCGGAGGUAUAUCAGGAUCCGCCCAGACCGAUAUCACGAACCCCUACGAGACGAUCCCGUGCGGGUGUAUAUACUGUUUUGUGUGUCUCGUCCAGAAGCUGGAAGGGGAAGAAGGCGAAGGCUGGGCUUGCCUCCGUUGUGGAGAACUUGUCAAGAAAUGCAAGCCGUGGAACGGUGAUGUUCUCGAGGAAACUCGGCCACAGUCGAGCUCUGGAAAAGUGGUCGGGUUCGUCAUGCAUGAUGAGACCGAUGCGACCGAUGCCAACGACACUGAGUUGGACAAGGGACGCGGAAGUCCUACUGGAAGGUCAAGCCCAUUGCAGGAGCUGACCCCUGACGAAUCAUUGGAGCACUCAAGCCACUGGUCUUCGGCCGAGAAAGAGUCCACCGAGGAUGAACCUGAGGAAGCACCCAAUGAGACGAUAUGA